GCCGCGGGGGGAGGAGCGCGAAGCCCGAGCGCCGCGCGGCCCCGGCGGAAAGUUUUCCCUGACGGAGUUUUGGCUGUGGCGGCCGGAGCGGCCAUGGACGCGCUCAAGUCCGCUGGGCGGGCGCUGAUCCGGAGCCCCAGCCUCGCCAAGCAGAGCUGGGGGGGCGGCGGCCGGCAUCGGAAGCUGCCGGAGAACUGGACAGACACUCGGGAGACACUGCUCGAGGGAAUGCUCUUCAGCCUCAAGUACCUGGGCAUGACGCUGGUGGAGCAGCCCAAGGGCGAGGAGCUGUCAGCUGCUGCUGUCAAGAGGAUUGUGGCCACGGCCAAGGCCAGCGGGAAGAAGCUGCAGAAAGUGACCCUCAAGGUGUCGCCACGGGGGAUUAUCCUGACCGACAACAUCACCAACCAGCUCAUCGAGAACGUGUCCAUUUACAGGAUCUCCUAUUGCACAGCAGACAAGAUGCACGACAAAGUGUUUGCCUACAUUGCACAGAGCCAGCACAACGAGAAUCUCGAGUGCCAUGCCUUCCUCUGCACCAAGCGGAAAGUGGCCCAGGCUGUCACCCUCACAGUCGCCCAGGCCUUCAAAGUCGCCUUUGAGUUUUGGCAGGUGUCCAAGGAAGAGAAGGAGAAGAGGGAGAAAGCCAGCCAAGAGAGCGGGGACGUCCUAGGCGGGGGCCUCCGAGACAGCACCCCGUCUUUGAAGAGCUUGGUUGCCACUGGGAACCUGCUGGACUUGGAAGAGACGGCCAAGGCCCCGCUGUCCACAGUCAGCGCUAAUACCACUAACGUGGACGAGGCACCGAGGCCUCAAGGCUUGAACAAUAGCAGUGUUGUCUGGGAGCUGGAUGAUGGCCUGGAUGAAGCAUUUUCGAGGCUGGCGCACUCUCGGACGAACCCUCAGGUCCUGGACACUGGGUUGACAGCACAGGACAUCCGUUACGCCGAGUGCCACUCACCUGUCGACUGGGACAAGCCCGAAGGCCGCGGUGCAGAGCAGGAUGACCUCUUCAGCUUCUGAGGGCCCUGGUGCUGGCGGGACACGUGACAGACCAAAGCCACUUGUGACGGCGUGGGGCCGGCACCGGGACCCCUGGACCUCUUCUGCUGGGUGGCAGCGCUGUCAGCCUGCGAGUCACAGCUGUCUCCAGUCAAGCAGGGGGGAAGGAGGACAUUUUUUUUUUUGGCUCUGCUGUUUCUGUAAGAACUGAAGGAUGCCUUGAAUAUUUAUUCAGUGACUCCUGGUUCAACUCAGAAGCCAGUUUUGCGUCCGGCACGAGCACAGUAUUUUAACCAGCUUUCUGCCCUCUCUCGAGCCAGCUCUCUCUGCUGUGGGUGUCAGGACGGUGACCAAAGCAUUUCUUGUCCCUUCUCCCUUUCUAAGGACCCAGAUUUCCCGGGCGGUGCCCCCACUCCUUACCGAGCACAGGAGGGCCCCAUAGCCUCAGGAGAGCGCUGCGUCCUCAAGUGUGCCUUCGGCCGGGGCCCAGCAGGCCUGCGCCCCCGCCUCGGGCUCCCCAACGGAGGGGCUGCCCCCGACCAAAGACGGUGCGCAGCUGGCACUUUAAAGCACACACAGCAGGUGUAACCCUCAGGGGCUCCUCCACAGUGCUGUACUGCAGGGAGCUUUCUGUCUGCCCUGCCACAAGAAGGCCCGAAGUCCCCGUGAGUAGGCCCCAUCGGUGCUGGGAACCAGUGUAAUUGGCUGCCCACGGGUCCCAAGAGAGACUGCAACAGUGGGGAUCAUCUGUGACUGCCCUCAGUCGGGGUCCCCCACCGUGCUCUUCUCCCCGAGUUGGACGGGCACAUGCCCACUCUUCCCGUUGCAUCCGCAUGGGGUCUCAGCUCCAACUCCCCACGCCUCCGGGGACAACGUGUGGCACCAAGACUUGGUCGGGACUGGACUGCUUUGUUGCCAUUUUACAGAGGAGGAGACAGGCCCCGAGUGUGGAAGGGGUAGAGUGCAGAGUAGAAGUAGAUCUGAUGCCAAAGUUGCCUCACUCUUGCCUCUCCCGGCUCACACCUCCCUUCUUUCUGGCUUUGUUGUCCUCCCAGGAACCAAAAACCCCAGCUAUUUUCUGACCAAAACGUGUUUCAUAACAAACCAUCUGGUGCCUUUCCACACACAACUGGCUUGAGCCUCCUGCCCUGCUAGCUGUCUGGCUGCCGAUUUCCGUGGAAAUGAAGUGUCGAUGCUAAUUGGGAGGGUGAAACCAAACCACACUCUGAAGCAUCACGCUCUUCUUUCCUGGCUCUUGCCCCUGGGUCAGGUCGGGGCGUGGUGGUGGCUGUCUGUCCUCAGUCUCCUGUUCUUCUCCCACUUUACCCCCCGGGGCUCCCAGCAAAGCGGCAUCUCCACCUGGAGGUGCCUCCUGGGCUUGACUUUACUGAGCUCAAGUCACUGAUGCUUGCAGGUUGCACCAGCGGGGGAAAAACACGCCAUUUCUCAGAAUCUACUUCUCCAAGCACUUGAAUCGGUGCACAGAGACAGAAGUGCCUGGCCGAGGAGUGGGGGGCGGGAUUCGUAGAGUCUUUACCAGACACGGGAAUCUGUUCCUUUCCUUGCCCUGCUCCUGCACCUUGCCGCCCACCCCAGACCUUGGUGUGGGCCCGUGGAUUUGUUGUGAGGCAACAAUGGGUGGGCCCGACGCCAGCUGUCCCUGGCACCAGGGUCCAGAAGCCCCGAGAGGCCGUGCUGUGUGUGUGUGUGUGUGUGUGUGUGUGUGUGUGUGAGAAAGAGAAAGACCAAGAAUGGGACUUGCCUUCCUGUGGGUCCCUGGCUGACAAGCUGUCCGUGUGCCCCCAUGUGUCUGCAGAUGAGUCUUGUGCUUUGCUUUGUGUUGCUGUAAAAGACGUUCUCAUGAGGAAAAGAUGGAGUAAUAAAGGUUCUCUUUUUGAACCACAAA
Molecule: messenger RNA, 2908 nt
Organism: Lutra lutra (Eurasian river otter)
Lineage: Eukaryota; Metazoa; Chordata; Mammalia; Carnivora; Mustelidae
Gene: LDLRAP1
Product: low density lipoprotein receptor adaptor protein 1
Exons: 9
Coding region: 94-1023 (309 amino acids)
Cellular component (GO): early endosome
Source: RefSeq, a predicted model, not a curated record